Messenger RNA from Halichondria panicea, 3500 nucleotides. RefSeq lists its product as uncharacterized. Bases 57 to 3365 code for a protein of 1102 amino acids. The record is from RefSeq and is a predicted model, not a curated record. The transcript is spliced from 33 exons. Gene Ontology annotation, molecular function: microtubule motor activity; ATP binding; microtubule binding. Gene Ontology annotation, cellular component: microtubule. Lineage: Eukaryota; Metazoa; Porifera; Demospongiae; Suberitida; Halichondriidae. Gene Ontology annotation, biological process: mitotic cell cycle; microtubule-based movement; intracellular signal transduction.
AAACAAUUUUGGGGGCGGGGCUGCUUGCAAUUUUAUACAUGUAGCUAGCUAGAACCAUGGCGGUGAGAUCCUCUUCUGGUCGGAAGGAUGCUGCUAAAGGGGACAACUUUAGAGUGGCUGUUAGAGUGAGGCCGCUCAUAGCUAGAGAGAUCAAGAGCAAUACGGGAGAGUGUGUCCUAGUGAGCCCUGAGGGAAAUGCAGUGACUGUUAAUAAGCCAGAGUCGAGAAGGAGACAGUCACAAAUUGGAAUCGAUGAUUUCGGAGAGCUAGUUCGAUCGGACACGAACAACACUCACAAUUUCUUCUACGAUAUCGUCUUCUCCCCAAAUUCAACACAAGACCAGAUAUUUGGUGUGUGUGCUAUGGAGAUUGUUGAGAGUGUUCUACAAGGUUACAAUGGCAGCCUGAUCGCUAGUGGACAAACAGGAUCUGGUAAGACCUUCACCAUAGAGGGAGGUCAUGAGGAGAUGACUAGAGGCAUCAUCCCAAGAGCUACUGAACUCAUCUUUAAGCACAUUGAGAACUAUCCCAGUAAAAAGGACAGGUUUCUAGUGAGGACUUCGUAUAUGGAGAUCUACAAUGAGAAGCUGUUGGACCUCAUGGCUCCCAGUCGUGACAAUCUUCGUAUUCGUGAGGAUGGAGUGGGCGGAGUUUUUGUGGAGAACCUAUCAGAGCACGUUGUGAGGAACACGGCUGGUAUCAUGUCACUACUGAGGGAGGGGGCUAGACUCCGGACCACCGCUACUACCAAGAUGAACAAGGAGAGCAGUCGUAGUCAUGCGGUAUUCACGAUCAUAGUGGAGCAUGCAGAGCACCAGGCCGACUCCGGGGGUAGCGUCGUCACUAUCGGGAAACUAAGACUGGUCGAUCUAGCCGGAUCAGAGAGGUUGGACAUAGAUGCUCAGAGCAAGCAGCAAGAAGAAACUAAGAAUAUCAACGUCUCACUCCACACAUUCGGGAAGGUUGUUACUGCCCUCACGACUCCCGGUGUUAAGUAUGUCCCGUACAGAGACUCUAAACUCACACGAAUACUGCAAGACUGCCUCGGGGGUAACUGUAAAACAACGCUCAUUGCCACGGUAACUGCAUCUUCGUCGUGCUAUACGGAGUCUAUGAACACACUCAAAUUUGCAAAGAGGGCCAAGAACAUCAAGAACACUGCUCUGGUGAACAAAGAUGUCUCCCAGAAAGCUCUCCUCUCAGCCUACCAGAAAGAGAUACACAAGCUCAAGGAGCAGUUGGAACAGAGAGGUGAUGGUUCUGGACGAUUGGAGAUUGAGAAACUGGAGAAAGAAAAGAUUGAAGCUGAAAAAGAGAAGGAGGAGGUGUUGUCACAGUUACGAGCCCACCAGAGACGAGUAUCCGAGGCCGAGAGUGAUAGGGAGAAACUGUUACAAAAAGUCUCCCAUCUUGAGGAAAUGGUACUGUACAGUGGUGAGGAGGUCACUGAAACAUCAGAGUUUAAACAAGCUCUGCAAAAGGAGCAUGCUCGACUCAAAAGGGAAACAGAGUCGACCAUGGAACAGAGACUGAGGGAACUGGAAGAUGAGAAGAUAAGAUUACAGACUGAGAGAGAAGAGAUUCAGAAACAAAAAGAAUACUUUGCCAAAAUGAGGACAGAGUUUCAACCAGACGGAGGGAAGGAUGAAACUGAUGGUGAAGCAAGUACUGAAGUUCCUACCAGACCUGUCAGAAGGAUUAACAGUGCAACCAAACCAAUAACACCGCCCAGUUCCCUGUCCACCCGCCCUCCUCCCUCUGGUGCACAUAUUCCCCCGUCCCUCCUCUCCACUGUACCACGAAGGUUCGCCAGUGCCGAUGUGCUCUCCGCCUCUGGAAGCUUUCGUGCGGGUAUGCCAGGGCAGGGAUGGGCCCACUCUACACGACCACAUCUCCACACACCACCCAACCAGCAGACUAUUCAUCUGGAUAAUAGUUCUACUGAGGCUUUGAGAGAUUACGCAUCAGCCCUGGCCCAUCCCACCUCCGGCAUCCCCUGUCAGGAGCUCCACUCUGGUGUGCGCAUCUUCACUGGCUCUGAGUGUGUGAAGUGGUUCCUCAAGAACAUGGUGGGCGUCACCACUGUACAAGCCGCUCAGGACGUGGGACAGAGAUUGAUGGACCUCAAUGUGUUCAUGGAGAUACAAGGCCGGAAACAAUUUGUUGUGUCGGACUCUGUCUACUACCAGUUCAGUGCGGCCAGACUAACAGGACCACCUCGGAGUGCCCCCACACUAACCAGACCUCACUCAAUGGCUGGGGGUAUCAAUUACCCCUCCCACCCACCCCCCUCAAGGGGGUCACUAGGCAGUCUCACUGGGAAAUCCUCCUUCCCACAGCGGGCAACUCUACACAGCACCAGUGGAUUGUCAAGCCAAUGGGAUUCUCAGUCCACGGCCUCGCUGGCUACCUCGGUGGCCUCCCUCGAUAUCGGAGGAGAUCUGUUAGAACACUUUGGACUGUCUGAACACUUUCCCACUGAGCUACACGUCUCCGCCCUCUAUGGUGAUCGCUCUAGACUGAAGGUGUUAGUGAAAGAGCUAAGUGUGGAUUGUUUAGAUACUGCCGGCCACACCCCCCUCAUGUACGCUGCCAUUGGGAAACAAGCGAAGUGUUGUCUCCAGCUGAUUCGACUAGGUGCUGGCGUGAACGCUGCCAAUCAAACUGGCCAGACGGCAUUGCUAUUGGCCACUGCCCUGGAUUAUGAGGACAUCAUAAAGCUACUCCUAAAAAACGGUGCACUGACCCAUUUCGUUGAAGAGUCUGGACAGACUGUGUUCCAUCUAACAGCCAAGAGCUCUAACCCAAAAUGUUUGGAGUAUCUGUGUAAGUACUCCACCGAGAAUCAUGGUAUCAGUGAUAGGGACCAUCACUAUCGCACUCCCCUACACAUGGCAGUCAUCACCGAUCACCCCGGCAAUGUGCAGAAACUACUAGACGCUAAGGCUGAUCUGGGUAUCAGUGAUGUUGAUGGUAGAACUGCUCUUCACUAUUCAGUGCUGCAAAGGAAACUAUCCUGUGCCCAUGUCAUCGUGGACACUGUGCCUAACGAUGUGAACCUGGUGGACACAGUUGGAUGGAGUGCACUACACGUAGCCUGUAAUGAUAACAAUCUUGAGUUUGUCUCACUCCUAGCAGCCAGUCCAGGUUGUGAUCUCAACCUCAAGGACAAGGAGGGAUGCACUCCACUGCACAUUGCUGUCAAGAGGAACUGCCCUCAGGCCAUUAAGAUACUGGUUGCCAAUGGUGCCAACACUAGCUUCAAGGACAACUCUGGCAAGACUGCUCUACAGCAUAGCAUGAAAAAGGGCCUAACUGAGUGUACCCAGGUGCUAAGUGUUCAAGUGUGUCCAGUUGAGAACUGAAACUAUAUUUUAGACUAUUAGUGUUUUGUAUGUGUAGCUAUAUGCCUUGCAGAAUUACUGUGAUACAGUUUUCAGUCUGGUGUAAUUACCUCUUAAAAAGUAUACACUAUAUUCAUGCAAUGUUGAUUAUAAUGA